This is a messenger RNA of Amoebophrya sp. A25, 6495 nucleotides long. The record is from the annotation of a GenBank genome assembly. Lineage: Eukaryota; Dinophyceae; Syndiniales; Amoebophryaceae.
GUCCUUUGCUGUACAGUGGGUAAGAAACUCACGUUUCCCUCCCACCUCGACCUCUGACAUCUUUUUCAACGUUGAGGAGCAUGCAGCUCUGACAAGUAGAAAGAGGAUUCAUCACAUUGUGUUGAGUCAACGCAGAUUUUUUGCGAGUAAUGAAUGAAAUGAAAUGAAUAAAAAUGACUGAAUCAAUGUACAGUAAUCGUGAUGUUCAACAAGACCUUCUUCCACUAGUUGUUUAAUGUAGUUUCAGAGUAGUUGUUAGUUCUUUGAUGAUUCUUGGUCCACGACUGAAACACCAAAUCACUUUCAUCUUCCAUUAUCCAUUCAACAGGACGAGGAGUAUUUGAGAAGCGACAUAAAAUUGAUUGAAAUUGUGCUUGGUCUUUUAGUGACCGCAGCACGCUAGACUGGGAUAGCUAGCCAUCUAGAUUUGUAUUUCCUUCGGUGUGGUACCGACUUAGUAUCUAUGUUGUGAGCAGAUUGAUUUAGGUACCACCACCACUGCUCGUAUUUGCAAGUUCUUAACGACACCCCAUUUGUUAAUUUGUUGUAGGUAUCAAUCCAUCUUCUAACUUUUUUGUUCUAAAAACUAGUAGCAACUGUAGUUCUACAGUUUCACAUCUAUCAAGUCAACAGAAGUUUGACUUUCAAGAAAUUUCACAGACAUAAUAGUUGGUACCCGCUGAAGUCUGCUGGUUUAUCUAGUGGACCCACACCUAACCUAACCUUGGUACCCGUUACUACAGUUAGAGUUCUUACAACCUAAAAAAGAUCAACUACAAGUAUCUAAGUCAAGAUGGGUGUGCCAACGUUUUUUCGUUGGUUGUGCACUCGGUAUCCGAAGGUGAUCCGGGAUGCGGUCGAGAAGGAGUUGAUAGAGCGCGAUGGUCGUUUCGUGCCCUCCGAUCUCAACGAGGAGAACCCUAACGGCGAAUAUGACUGUCUCUACCUAGACAUGAACGCGAUUAUCCAUCCAUGUACGCAUCCGGAAGAGGGAAAACCGCCAAAGAACGAAGGCGAGAUGUUCGAGUUGAUCUUCCUUUACAUCGAUAGGUACUCGUUAAAAGUAAGUACAUUUUUUUUUACUUCCGAAUUCGAAGCUAGCAUUUCCACUAAGCAACGGACCCGUUGAAGAGUCCUCGGAGGUGUAAUCUACAACUCGAAAACUGAAAAUAACCGAGUAAGUGACUGACAUAAGGGAGGUAACUAGGUUUGACAGGGCUGCUCUUCCUUGCUCAGGCUUAACUGUGCUUAUUUCAAGUAGUUACUCGGUUAUUUCAGUUUUUCGAAAUGUACUGCUUUCUUACAAGGGCGACAGGCAUGCAGGGGUUAGUCUUAUAUCAAUUGUUACUUCUUGAUCUGGUACUUCAUUUUCAAAGAAACUCUAAUCAAACAACAACUAUUCCUGUUCUGCCAUCUUCUUACCACCACCCGAUAUCCUCAACUAACCAAUGUCCUCCCAUUUUACGACAAACACCCGCAAGCAGACACCACAAACCGUAUCCUCAAGCAACCAAUAAUCUCCCAUCUUACCACAACCACCCACCAAUGAAAAAAGGUUGAUCCGUAUUGUCCGUCCGAAGAAACUUUUAUACAUGGCCGUGGACGGGUGCGCGCCUCGUGCGAAGAUGAAUCAGCAACGCGCACGUCGUUUUAGAGCGGCGCAGGAGAGAGACGAACAGGAGGCUGAGAUGGAGAAGCUGAAACAGGAGUGGGAAGCCGAAGGAAAGAAGUUGCCACCAAAGAGUGCAUUGGCAGCACCCUUUGACUCGAAUGUCAUUACACCUGGUAAAGAUUUUAAUUUUUUGGCAGCACGACGACCCUUUGUUUUUAGUCGUUCUGAAAAGAAUUUCAAUUUCAUCCAUUUUCGAUUAGCAUAUGUCUCCCAAAUCCAAUCCUCCCAAAUCCAAUAUACGGCUACUACAUCAGGAACCAAGUUUAUGUGGGAUUUGACGAAGGCAUUGAAGUAUUACAUUCACGAACGAACCAACUACGAUCCUUUGUGGCAAAAGCUGAAAUUUCGCGUUAUCCUUUCGGAUUGCCAGAUCCCAGGAGAGGGAGAGCAUAAAUUGAUGGAUUUCAUUCGAAUUCAAAGAGCACAGCCAGAGUAAUAUUUUCUUGGUUUUGAUGUUGUUUAUAGCUAUUUAGUUUUGAUUGGUACUAUUGCUAUUGGUAGUUUUGCUUUUCUUAUCAGGAUUCAAUUUUGUAAGUAAAUUCCAUGAAUCUCCAUUAUUUGUUUUCUCACAGGAAUCAGUCAACUAACCUAUCAAUGAAUCAAUCCUCCUCACAAAUUUUUUUAUCCAAUCAGUCCUGAACACCUGAGCAUCACAUAGGUACGACCCCAACACUCGCCAUAUGCUGUACGGAUCUGAUGCCGAUUUGAUCCAUCUCGCUUUAGCGAGUCAUGAGACGCACUUCCAUAUUAUUCGAGAAGUAGUGCUUCCUAAAGAAGAAAAGAAGAAAGACCCCUUUGAAAUGGAAGCUGCAGACGAGGAGGAGGAGGAAGUACAGGAAACGAAGCAGAAGCCGUUUCAAUUCAUCAACAUUGGCGUCCUGCGACAGUAUCUGUACUUCGAAUUCGAACCACUUCGGGAGAAGCUGCCCUUCCCCUAUAGUUUCGAACGAUGUGUGGACGACUUCGUGUUUUUCUGCUUUUUCGUCGGAAACGAUUUCUUGCCGCACUUGCCAAGUCUCAGCAUUCGCGAUGGAAGCAUUGAUAUGGUACUCACUUUCUUUGAGAUUUGAUUGGAAGCAUUGACAUAGUGCUUACUUUCUCUCUUUAAGAUUUUAUUUCCGACACUUAUCACAUGAUGAAAAACAUCCCUCAUCGCACUGAGACACGUUUUUCGGAACGUGAGUGCGGAAAAACUGAUUCUGCUUACCAAGACUGAUGAGAAAGAUCCAAUUCCAAACUUCCAAAAUACUGAUAAAACUCAACUUCUUGUAAGUUCCUUCAAUAGUUGUAGAAAAAUGAUCCUAAUCCUAAUCCAUCCUACUGGAGACCUUGAGCCUCUUAACUCUACCUGACUCUGAACUUUACCUGACCACAAAACCAGAUGAUGAUCCUGUACAAGGAGAAGCUGAAGGAUCUGGGCGACUACCUCACCGACGCCGGCGUCUUGAAUCUCGAUACGACAGAGCGGUUUUUGGAGGACCUGGGGUCCGUAGAGGAUCAAGUGUUUAAGAAUCGAUUAGCCAGGGAAGCGCAGAAGAAGAAGGAGUUCGACGAAGCCAGAGAGGGGAAGGACGUGGAUAUCGCAGUCGAGGAUGACGAGGACGAAGAAGCCGUAAAAAGGCUAGAAAACGAGAAGAAGGAGGCAGCGAAAAAAAAGCGGGAAGAAGCGAAAGCAAAGAAGUUAUGUUGUUCCCUUUAUAAAUAGAGAAGUCUACUUGUAGUUGUAGUUAGAAUCUUGAUCUUGAUUUUUGAAGAACUUUUUGAAGUACAACUUCGAGUAUUAUAGCAUAGAAGUAGAUUCUUAGAUCAUGUAAUAUGAAAUUCAUUGUCGUCUGCUUUUGAGUGAAAAAAAAUGACCCCGGUCUUGACAUGAAACCCCACCACCACCACCUCAUCUAAUUUCCGAAGCGGCCAAAGAAAAGAAGAAGGACGAGCUCGCCAAGAAGGCAGGCGUCAAGAAGGGCGUUAAAAAGGCAAUGAAGAAGAAGGCUGCUAAAGAAGCUGGUAGCCCAAAGGGUAAGCCUGCUCUCACCGGCGCCAGUGCAGCAGCAUCACUCGCAGCCAUGUUCGACAACGAAGCUGAAUCCAGUAGUGAGGAAGAUGACGACGACAACGAGGAGGAGGAAGAGGAUGCUAUGGAUGUCGAUGAGGAAGGCGAUGAUGAGGAGAAGAAGGGUGAUAAGGAUAACAAGGACAACAAGCCAGCAAAACAGAGCGAGAGAACAGAAGAGAAGGCUGAGGAAGCAUUUCGCAAACUAGUGCGGAAUCGUGUUGACGCUAAGAAGGACCUAGGAAAAGCGCAAGCAGAUACCAUUCGAGUAGGAGAGGGUGCGCAUUGGAAAAAACGAUACUACCAGGAAAAAUUUAUGGUCCAACAGGAGGAUCUGGUAGAUUUCCUUCAGCGUAUCCGAAAGAGCUAUAUCGAAGGACUGUGCUGGGUAUUUGAUCUAUUAUACCACUAUUUUUUUCUCUUGGAGAAUCGCUUUCUUGGCAAGCUCGUGCUAUGUAUUGCAUUUUUUUACUUCAUAUGUGUGUACAACGAACUACUAGAUACUACUCGUAGGAGUCAGAUUAUCGAAGUAAAACAUCUCAAUUGUAGCCUUCGCCCAACCGCAAUCAUUUCUUCCACUCAUUUAAAUCCAGGUCCUGAAAUACUAUUACCAAGGCGUCGUCAGUUGGACAUGGUUUUAUCCGUACCACUAUGCCCCCUUCGGAUCGGAUCUGAUAGGUACUUUGUUUUUUUGCAGGAUUUGCUUUUUUUGCAUGUUGUACCUACAGGGCCCUUUUCAGGAAGCCUGGUAUUCAAAGUCCCAUCGACAGUUUGGGAAACGGAAUACUGCUCUGGGCAUCCUACCAUACUAAUAAACAGGAGCCUUACUAGUUGCACACAAUUCUAAUCUGGAUAUUCUAUUCUAAACCUACCUCCCGAAAAAAAGGUAUGUCCGGUUUGAAGUGUAGUAGCGAGAACUAUUUCGCUUUGGGUCAAGGGUUUCAACCCGUGCAGCAGUUGAUGGCUGUAUUGCCUCCAGUUUCCGCACGUGUAGCAGGAAUUCCACGGGCGAUGUUGAGCUUGAUGGACGACCAUACUUCUCCGAUCGCGGACUUUUUCCCGACAGAUUUCGGUCUAGAUUUGAACGGAAAGCGCUUUGCCUGGCAAGGUGUGGUUUUGCUGCCUUUCAUCGACGAACCGCGACUGCUGCGUAUCUUGAAGCCCUUAGCCGAUAUGAUGACUGAGGAAGAGCGGCAACGUAAUGCGCCAACACACAACUGCUUGUUUGGCCAUUUGGGAGAUUUGAAGAAGAAGCUGCCGCCAAAAGCCAGUACCAACAAGCGAUUGCUGAGGGAUGCGUUCUUGUUCGGUUUCGUCCAGGGACAGUUUGGAGCAGGAGAAGAAAUCGUCUCGCCAAUUGAAGGUCUCGCAGACGUGGACGAAUCUGAGUGCGUCGAAACACGAUACCACUUUUAUGAAAAAGGACGAAUGGUCUAUUUCUGCUUGUAUUUUCUCGUCCUUCACUGGUACCUACUUGCUCAUGGACAAGGACUACAUGGUCUUUUAUCUCAAAGGACGAACUCAAGACUUUUUCUUAAAUCUCCUCUCAAAGAAGAGAACAAAAUUGUCAUCUCAAGGAAACCGAAACACUUGAAAAUUUACUAGAUGGUUCUCCCUCCUAGACUCCCAGGCUCCAUGUCCUCCCUUGUUCCACCUCCUAGACUCUUUUCUAAUCCCUUCCGGAUCGUGUGACACACUCAGUGGAGCUGCUUGAGGGAGCUACGUUUGAGCCGCAGGUUGUAGAUCAGUCGGAUCUAGACGAUGCCCAAAGACUGAAGGGUUUUGGCGGUUUGCAGGCAAGAAAGAUGAUCUAUCAAGCCUUGGGUAUCUUCAUCAAGGGAGCUGGAGGGAAGAAAGGCGGCAAAAAAGGAGGCAAGAAAGGCGGAGGCGGAAAGAAAGGCGGAGAUAUGUUCUCGAAGGUUAUGGCAGUUUUUGUGAAGAUAUUCUUAGACGUAGAGUUAUUAGAAGAUCGUUUUUGUGAAGAUAUUCUUAGACUUAGAGUUAUUAGAGGAUUCUUUCUGUGAAGAUGUCAGUCUUGCGGCUGAGCAAUGUCCUGACUGAUACCGAGCAGUAGUCAACUGAGGACUUGCGAGUGAGUGAGUCGUCGACAGAGACGUUCUUUAUUUAGUUCUAGGAGUUCGUCUUAGUGGUUGUACAUAACAAGUUCUAACAACAAGCUUACAUUCCCACCCGCUCUCGUCCUAAUUAAAUUUCAAAUGAACAAAAGCUGUAGUUCUUAUUCUUAAUAUUAAGUACUAUGACAUCUUCCCUCGCUAAUACAUGCGGAGGCAAGAAGGGAAAGAAUGCUCCUCCGAUCCCAGACGCAGAUAUGGGCCCCAGGAGACCACCAGCGAGAGCGGCGCCGUAUUAAACAAGUAGAAGAAGAGGCUGUGAUCUCUCCAGAUAUGAUACAGAUUGUAUGAUCUUCCUUGAGUGUGUGUAUGAUCUUCCUCCAGAGUUGACUUCAUCUCUUACUUUUUGAACAAAAGUCAAUGAACAUUGAGCCUGCAGACUUCAUGGUGGAAGCUGUUUUUUUACACGACAGAUUGACUGUUUGAGACGCGCUCAAGGACGAUGACGUGAAAACAAUUGAUGUUGUCUACAGAAGAGUGGACUUCCACUACAGUUUUCUUCUAUCCUAUAAAUAUCUUUUUCACGACAACGAAGAUGAAUGAAACCGAUAAGGGAUUUCUUCGGAACAAUCAACGGAUUAGAGAAUUGUUACGUUACUUUGCGAGGAAAAGAAAGAAAAGGUUACCAUCACAAUACAAAU